This is a messenger RNA of Misgurnus anguillicaudatus (oriental weatherfish), 2011 nucleotides long. RefSeq names its product atypical chemokine receptor 4a (gene ackr4a). Gene Ontology annotation, cellular component: external side of plasma membrane; membrane. NCBI's taxonomy places the organism in Eukaryota, Metazoa, Chordata, Actinopteri, Cypriniformes, Cobitidae. Gene Ontology annotation, biological process: calcium-mediated signaling; immune response; cell chemotaxis. The record is from RefSeq and is a predicted model, not a curated record. Gene Ontology annotation, molecular function: C-C chemokine binding; C-C chemokine receptor activity; scavenger receptor activity.
CCACACACAUGCAGAGUAUAGUGAAGACUUGGAGCAAAUUCAAAAGCAUGCAUGAGUCACAGUAAACAGACUCAUUGCUUACAGGAAGAACAGACAGAAGCAGUCUGCUCUGCCCUUAAGCAAAGACCCGAAUCUAAGCAAUCUCAACUUCAGAGGAAGAAUGGAAAGCUCAGAUGAGAACUAUGACUAUGAUGAAUAUAACAGCUCAAACUUCAGCUACGAUGAUUAUCAGACCAUGUGUGAGAAGAGCGACGUGCGCUCCUUUGCCAGGAUUUUCCUCCCGGUCGUUUUUGGGUUGUGUCUGGUGAUAGGCCUAGCGGGGAAUGCCCUGGUUGUGGCGGUGUACGCUUACUGCAAGCAGCUGAAGACAAUGACUGAUGUGUUUAUAGUGCAUCUGGCCAUAGCCGAUCUGUUGCUGCUCCUGACGUUGCCCUUCUGGGCCGCAGAUGCGGUCCACGGCUGGCAGCUCGGAGUUCCUCUCUGUAAACUUGUCUCUUCCUUGUACACCAUCAACUUCACCUGCAGUAUGUUGCUUCUGGCCCAUAUCAGCCUGGAUCAGUACCUGGCUUUGAUGGCGGGAGGCAGAAACAGAGGCCUUGCGCGAGUCUUUCGAAAGAACCACUCUGGAAAGCUUUGUUUUGGGAUCUGGACCGUUGCUUGUUUUCUAGGAGUCCCUGAUUUAGUGUUUGCGACCGUUAAGGAACUGCACCACCAAAAGAAUUGUCUGUCAACAUAUCCGUCGGAUAUGGCACACAGAGCCAAAGCCACUUUGGAGGUGUUGGAGGUCAUUAUAGGCUUCUUGCUGCCUCUGUUGGUGAUGCUUUACUGUUAUAUCUGUGUAGGCCGAGCCGUGGUGAUGCUGCCGGUGGAGAGGAGGUGGAGGAAGUGGAGGUCUAUCCGUGUGCUGCUGGCUAUGGUGGGAGUCUUUGUGGUCACACAGCUACCCUACAAUGUGAUCAAGUUCUGCCGGGCUAUGGACAUCGUGUAUGCGUUUGUGACUCACUGUGGUGUUAGUAAACAGCUGGACAGGGCUACGCACAUUACAGAGAGCCUCGCAUUGACACACUGUUGUUUGAACCCCAUGCUUUACACCUUCAUUGGUUCAACUUUCAGACAGCACGUAAUGAAAUGUGCCAAAGGAUUCGGAGACAGAGGGAGAAGAUUAGCGCGCGUUAGACAGCAACAAGAAGUGAACAUCUCCUUAAAUUCCCAUUCACAAUCCCAAGAGACCAGCACCUUUUCUAUUUAAACAUAUCGAAUUGUUUGCCAGCCUGUGUGGACUAUGCACUAUUUACAGUACAAACUGUUGAAAGAGUACAAUUAUAUUGCUCUGCAAUGCUGUCACAAUAUGAAAUAGAUGAUGUAUGUAUCAACAACAAAAACAAUAUUUCCAGAGGCGCAUUAUGGUGCCACAAAGCCCCUGGGCAUGUCUUUUGAUUACUAUUGUGUAAAUAUGUGUGCCACGCGAUUGAAUGUGCAUUUUUUUUGUCAACACCUGUGGCGGUUCGUGACUGCUCUUCCGAGUGGCGCAAAUUCAAAAUAUGUGUUCGAAGUGUCAUGUGUGUUGCUCGUAUUUUCAAAAUAUGUGUUUGUUGCGUCAUGUGAACCAUGUGCAUCUCGUGUUUCAUCAAAAUAAGUGCCUGCUGCACACACGUCAAAACCGUUUAUGAUGAAACAGACGCUCACGUUCACAAAAUACACGCAUGACACUCCCUUAACUGUAAACUCUGAUUACGCAUGAGUAUCUGGCAAACGCUAGCGUCUCUUUUAUCAUAAACCCUUUAGAUGUGUCUGCAGCAGGCAUUUAUUUUUGACAAGACACAUGAUGCACACAGGUUCACUCGACGCGCCAAACAUAUAUUUUGAAAUGACAAACCACACACAUGAUGGGCUACAUACAUGUUGUGACGAACUUCGCAUUGUGCGCCCUCAAAAAAAGAAGUCAACGGCCGCCACUUGUCAACACACCAAGUUGUAUUUUUCAAAUGAAAACCAAUAAAGACAACUAUGC